AUGAGUACCGGAAGUACACUAAACCAGCGAUCGGGAAAGCCUGUCAAGCUAAGGGCAAGCUGUGAUUUCUGUGCCCUGUCGAAGGUCAAAUGCGACCGCGGCCAGCCACAGUGCGUACGGUGCAUCAAGAGCGGGAUUGACUGCAACUAUAGUGAAUCCCGUCGCAUUGGUAAGGCCUGGCACCAUUGUGCACCUUCGGCAGUAAGGUCUACUAGCGCUACCACACAAGGCACUCGGAGAAAGCAGCAGACGAUAGCGCAACACUCACCAAGGCGGAGAAUCCACCGAGAUACUCAAGCCCUGAGCGCAGCGGACGACGCCAUGUCGCCAUAUGACCCUUCUGGUUAUGCGACACCCUUCAGCAUGUUUCAUACCCUGCCUUCCCCAGUUCCUGAGUCAACUAUACGAUCUCAAACUCACAUUGAAUCUUACCCAAGUCUCGAUGGAACGAUGGCACCAAUCCUUUGCAGCCCUGAGUCAGCUGACAUAUCUCUCCCUGAUAUACCACACGUGGCACAAUUACGAACGAAUGAGCUGGAGGGAGAAUCCCCAUCCGUCUUACAGUACAAUCCUUCGUGGGACAGGAUCAUGGCAGAGCAUAGUACCGCUAUCGGGGAUGCUGGAGACUGCAUCACACGCGCAGCCGCAGUCUUGAAGAGUGUACGUGACCCACGGACAUCCUGCGUGCGAUCGAGAACUCCCCCGCGAAGUCAUACACAAUCCUUAGAUGCGACACUCGAUGACGGUCGUACGGCAAUGGACACAGUAAAGGACAUCUUGGCUUGCCCCUGUGCCCAGGAAAUACGCGUCGCUCUGUUGCUGGUUCUUAUCAUCCAGCAAGUUUUGGAAUCCUACCAAGCACUCCUGACCCAACAGCAUGAUACACCGCGAGAGGAGUCGCCCUUGGGCAUUAACCUGUCUAGAUACGAUACGCCGAUGGCUAUUGGUCGAUACCUUCUGGAUAAUGAAUUGCGUUCAAAAAUUAUUGUCCAGGUCCUUUCGUCUGAGCUUGAGAAGAUCGGAUUGAUUCUGGACAUUCUGACCCGGCAUGCUCAAAGCAUGGCCCAUCAGCCUGACGAGCUGAUCCUGGGGACUUACAUUGACUCAUUACAAACAACCAAAAAAGAGGUACUAGAAUCGCUUGAGCAAGGAAAUGACAUUUAG
Molecule: messenger RNA, 1164 nt
Organism: Aspergillus oryzae RIB40
Lineage: Eukaryota; Fungi; Ascomycota; Eurotiomycetes; Eurotiales; Aspergillaceae
Exons: 1
Coding region: 1-1164 (387 amino acids)
Biological process (GO): regulation of DNA-templated transcription; aflatoxin biosynthetic process
Cellular component (GO): nucleus
Molecular function (GO): DNA binding; zinc ion binding; DNA-binding transcription factor activity, RNA polymerase II-specific
Source: RefSeq, a predicted model, not a curated record